AUGAGUAUUCAGAACAACGUUGUUGGCCCUGUUGCAGCACAAGGUGUAUCGGAUCCAUAUGGUUCAUUGAGAAAUUUUGAAAUUCUGAAAAAAUUAGGUAAUGGACACUUCUCCGUGGUUUUUUCGGCAAGAAAUCGAUUUAAUAAAGUUUGUGUGGCUUUGAAAAAAGUCGAAUUGAGUCAAAUGGCUGACGCGAAGGCCAUCGAAGAUUGUAAACGGGAAAUAAGUUUACUCCAACAACUUAAUCAUCCAAAUGUGAUCAAAUACAUAUCUCACUUCGUCGAAGAUAAUGAUUUGUACAUUGUUUUGGAAUUGGCGAGUGCCGGAGAUUUAGCUCAAAUGAUUAAACAUUUCACAAAAUCGAAUAAGCGGUUGACUGAAAAGACGAUAUGGAAGUUUUUUAGUCAAAUAUGUAGUGGACUUGAACAUAUGCAUUCGAAACGAAUUAUGCAUCGCGAUAUUAAACCAGCGAACAUUUUUGUCAGUGCGGAAGGAAUUGUUCGAUUAGGCGAUCUUGGAUUAGGUCGUUUUCUGGGUUCGGAAACUACAUCAGCGUAUUCAAUGGUCGGAACACCAUAUUAUAUGUCACCGGAGCGUAUUCGACAACAAAAUGAUCAUGGUUAUGAUUUUCGAUCGGAUAUUUGGUCUCUCGGUUGUAUCUUAUACGAAAUGGCUGCACUUCGUUCACCAUUCUUUGGUGAAAAUUUGAAUCUCAUGUUAUUACGUCAGAAAAUCGAAGCACUCGAUUAUACUCCAUUACCUGCGCAUAUCUUUUCUCACGAACUUCGUCACCUCAUCGCUCGAUGUUUGGUCUUAGAUCCCGAUCAACGUCCAUACAUUAACGAAGUAAAUACAGUUGCUCAAGCAAUGUUUGCCCGAUUUGUUGAACAAGCCAAUGCAAACAAUAACAACACACCGACACCGUCCUCCCGCAGUGAUUUAGCUUGCGGAAGUGUUACACCUGUUAAUAAUCGAUAA
This is a messenger RNA of Adineta ricciae, 978 nucleotides long. The record is from the annotation of a GenBank genome assembly. NCBI's taxonomy places the organism in Eukaryota, Metazoa, Rotifera, Eurotatoria, Adinetida, Adinetidae.